GCUUUAUUAUUUUUUUCUUUUCUCUUAGGUUUACGUCAAUGUUGUAGAAAAACAAAAGUAGCAUCUGCAACUGAAAGUGUGGCACCAUGUUGGAAUUGACUAAGGUGGCACUCCUGCUGUCUUUCCUGGCGUCGGUGGCUCUGGGCCAAGGAUAUGUGAGGACCAGGAGCCAGUCAGACAGGAGCAGGAGAGUGGCCCUCAACACAUUCACUGACACCCAGACAACAGGUGUAACAGAGUGGACAUCCUGGUUCAACAUUGACCAUCCUGGGGGGAAUGGAGACUAUGAGCGCCUUGAGGCGAUCCGUUUCUAUUACAGAGAGAGAGUCUGUGCGCGGCCCACGGCCAUGGAGGCCCGAACAACAGACUGGGUGGCAGCGGCAGACACCGGGGAAGUGGUCCACUCCAGUCUGGAGAAGGGCUUCUGGUGCAUCAACAAGGAACAGCCUGUUGGCCGUGUUUGCUCCAACUACCAUGUCCGCUUUCAGUGUCCCCCAGUGCAGAGCUACUGGACUGACUGGAGUGAGUGGGGUCCCUGUUCAACCACGGCUUGUAAUGACGUAGGCAUCCAGGUCCGCCAGAGGCAAUGCAUCAGUACCCAGCCUACGCCUCUCCUGUUGGUGCCAGCGUGCCAGGGGCACCAUUCAGAGCGGAGGGAGUGUUCCACCCCUCCAUGUACAGCCAAGUGGAGUCCAUGGGGUCAGUGGGGAACAUGUUCAGUGACCUGUGGUGGAGGUCGCAGAAUUAGGAGGAGGACCUGUGUGAGGACCUCAGUGACAGUGCAGUGUCCCGGACGGCCUGCUGAAAUACAGAAGUGUGGGAAGAGGCCAUGCCCAGCCAAAUGUCAGCGUGUGUGCACUGAGGGUCGUCCCAGCGAGGACUGCAGCCGCUGUGUGUGUGACGGCCAUAUGCUGCAUGGAGAAGCCCACAGCCUUACUGGUGUCCCUGUGGCAGGAGCAUGGGUGGCUCUAGCGAGCCAGCCCAAGACCGUCCUUGCCCGUACAGAUGCCAAAGGUCAGUUCAGGCUCACGGGAGUCUGCUCCUCCAGCUCGACCUUGGUCACCAUCAGGAAGGAGAAGUUUUCCCCAAUCACUGCCUCCACCUUCAGUAACACCACGGGGGUGUCCUGGGUAUGGGCCGUCCUCAAAUCAGCUGAAAAGCCGUACAUUGUGAAGCACCCAGAGGACAAAGUGCGUUAUGAGGGAGGACGGGUGAUGUUUUGCUGCAAGGCAACGGGAUCACCGACACCCGAUAAAUACUACUGGUACCACAAUGGGACUCUGCUGGACAGGAAGGUGUACAAGUACGAAGAGGACCUUGUACUGCGGGACCUGAAGCUGGAGCAGUCAGGGCAGUAUUACUGCAAAACCAGCAGCCCUGCAGGCAGCAUCAAGUCCUCUCCAGCAUUCCUCUCUGUGAUUGCAAAAGGAACGCCAGCAUGCAAUUCCACCCCUGAGAUGCACCUCAUCAGACUGCCUAUGGACUGUGUUCAACCUGGGACCGAUUCCAAGUACUACAAUGCUGGCCGCUGCCCUCACAACAAAUGUGCUGGUUCCCUGGACUUUGAUACGCGCUGCAGAGAUGGAGUUGGAUUCUGCUGCAGCGUUCAAAAUAUGGAAAGUCGAACCAUUGACUGUGGGAGCUACAGCCUCCCUAUCAGGGCGGUGACACAGUGCAGCUGUCAGAAGUGUGUGCAGCCAACUGUGCUGGUUCGUGGCAGAGUGGUGACGGCAGACAAUGACGAGCCUCUGCGUUUUGGGCACAUCUACAUUGGUAAAGAGAGGGUGGGCACCACGGGAUACCAAGGAGGCUUCACAUUACAAAUUACUCCUGAUACACAGAGAUUGGUGGUAAAUUUUGUUGACCCCAGUCAGAAGUUUCUUGACACUCCUAAGGUGUUCAUCUUCGACAAGAAAAGUGGAUCCAUAUACCAUGAUGUGAAGGUGAUGAGAAAGCAAACACCAAUUGAUAUCAAUGCAGGAGAGACCAACUCUAUUAACCUAGGAGAAAUCAAAGGGGAAGACCCCAUAGGGCAGCUGGUUAUCCCUCCCAACUCUUUCCAUAAGGACAACGGAGAAAUCUAUGAGGGGACUGUAAAAGCCAGCGUCACAUUCAUUGACCCUAGAAACAUCACCACCGCUGCUGCAGCGCCUGGAGAUCUCAACUUUGUGGAUGAUGAGGGUGACAUGCUCCCUUUGAGGACCUAUGGCAUGUUCUCUGUAGACUUCAGAGAUGAGACCAACAAGGAAGUACUUGGAGCUGGAGCAGUUCAGGUCCUCCUUGACACACAGCAUGUCAAAAUGCAAGAGCAUAUUCCCAAAAUGAAACUGUGGUCUUUAAACCCGGACACAGGAGUCUGGGAGGAGGAGAGUGACUUUUCAUAUACCACAACGACUACCGGUGGUCAUGGGCGGAGCAAACGAGAGGAGCGCACAUUCCUCAUAGGCAACAUGGAGAUCCGAGAACGUAGACUCUUUAACUUAGAUGUGCCUGAAAACAGACGCUGCUAUGUCAAAGUGAGGGCCUACAUGAGUGACAAAUUCCUUCCGAGUGAACAGUUAGAAGGUGUUGUGAUCAGCUUGAUAAAUUUGGAGCCCAAGCCUGGAUAUUCAUCUAAUCCUAGGGCAUGGGGCCGCUUCGACAGUGUCAUAACUGGACCCAACGGGGCCUGUUUACCAGCUUUCUGUGACGCCCAGAGGCCCGAUGCUUACACAGCUUAUGUUACUGCAAUGAUGGGUGGGGAAGAACUCGAAGCAGCUCCUUCCUCCCCCAAGAUGAAUCCAAACAUCAUUGGAGUGUCUCAGCCAUAUCUGGAUAAAAUAGACUACCAGCGUUCGGACCAUGAGGAUCCAGCACUGAAGAAAACAGCCUUCAGAAUAAACUUGGCAAAGCCUAACCAAAACAAUUUUGAUGAGACCAAUGGGCCAAUAUAUCCAUAUCAGAAUUUAAUAGCUUGUGAAAAUGCCCCUGUUGAUGCAAAUCAUUUCAGAUUCUUCAGAGUGGAAAAGGACAAGUACGAAUACAAUGUUGUUCCUUUUGAGGAAAAUGAUUUGACGACCUGGACAGGAGACUACCUUUCCUGGUGGCCUAAUCCCCAAGAGUUCAGAGCAUGCUUCAUUAAAGUUAAGAUCCAUGGACAAAAAGAAGUGAUGGUCAGGUCAAGGAAUCUGGGAGGGACACACCGAGAAACAACAGGCAAACUAUACGGCAUUAGAGACAUUCGCAGCACCCGGGACAUGCGAGAGGCCAAUACCUCAGCUGCCUGUGUGGAGUUCAAAUGCAGCGGCAUGCUGUUUGAUCAGGCUGAGGUGGAUAGAUCCCUCAUAUCAAUCCUUCCGCAGGGAAACUGUCGCAGGAUCGGCACCAACAGCCUCCUACAAGAGUAUCUCAUCAAGCAUCCACCUGUCGCUCAAAACAACGAGUCCUAUGCGUUCACUAUGCUAGCUCCUGUUGAUCCUCUGGGGCACAACUAUGGCAUCUACACUGUCACAGACCAGAAUCCCAGGGUGGCCAAGGAGAUUGCCAUUGGGCGCUGCUUUGAUGGCACCUCAGAUGGUUUCUCCAGGGAGAUGAAGUCAGACUCUGGAGUGGCAUUGACCUUCAGCUGCCCUGAGAGGAAAAUUAACAGGGAAAGCCUCUUCCAGCGCCUGCAGACCAAUCCGGGUCAGACGCUGUCUCAGAUGGCGAGGGAUAUGAGGGAGCUGGAGGGCCUACAGGUGCAGAGAUCAUCCACCCAGGUGGUGGCGUAUCCUUCAGUGCAACAGGGCAGGACCCAGAGUCGCAGAGUCAGCUCUACAACCAGGAGGAGAACGUCCAUGCGCACACAGCAGCGCCAAUAGAGGUGCCAAGAGGUAUUCAGUUGAGACUGAUACGACAGCAUCAAGUCGAGGAAGAAAAACUUGUCCGUCUGUUGAUGAGUAUGAACUCUCUCUUCACCAUGAAAAUCACAAAACCGAGGCAGACAGCAAUUCAGCAGAAUCACCCAGUGUGUUUGAAGAUAUUCAUUAGUCUUAUACUUGAAGGGAUUGGUAUAUUCAUUUCUUCCUUCUUUCCUAAAAGACACGCAUCAUUUGUUUAUAUGUUACACGGUGACUGGCAUUUAUUUAAUUUGCUUUGGUCUAAUUUUAUGAAUGAAUAGACUAAACUGACGGUUAAGAAUGUAACUUUUAUAGAUCUAAUUUGUGGCAUUCCACUUUCCCUAUGGUGGGUGUUUUUGCUGAUGUCUCUCAAUACUUGGCUUGAAACCAAACCUUGAAAAACUGUAAUUACUAUGCCAGGCCCCAAACACUUCAUAAUUGGCCGUUGCUUUCCAUUGAACUUGUACUUUCCUUCAAGAUCAGAUCUGGUGUUGUGUGCGGCAGACACUGAGCCUUUUUUCUACAAACUGAGAAACGCUCUCCACCAAUGGGAGGCACACUCAAAAGAGACAGCGUGGUGAGGCAAGCCACCCUGGGAACAGAGGAUGUUUUCAGUCAUGCUUCUUAAUGUUUGUCAUCCGCAUGCCAACAUUGCCAACUGUGAUUCAGCCAAAUGUCUUUCCACACCUACGUAGAAUGUGCAAGACCAAGGCCUUCGCCAAGACAAACAUGGAUCUCACUAGUAGCACGAAGUAUAAAAUCAGUAUAAUUAACUGCAAGGUAUGACAUAAUUUCCUUUUGUCCUCUGCACAUUCCAAAUUAGCACAUCACCAGACAACAUGUCACUCAAAAGCAUAUAUUCCCCAAUAUUUCAUUUUGUCAGAAACUGUUACAGAGGCUCAUUCACGGUCUAAAUUGACUUUUUUUUAGUUGUUGGGUAAUGUGUUUGUGAGCUGCCUUUAUAUCAUGAAGUGCAAUAACUAUGUAGUAUAAUUUAACGAUUAAUGUAACAAACUAUUACAGUGCAUGGAAAAAUGCUGCUGGUGAAUGAAACAACUCCUUCGAUACAUGCGGCAAGUAAUGUGGUUAAGGUGUUUGUGUGAGAUCUUGCACAGGACUCAUUUUGAGCGAUUUUCAGCAAAUAAUUUAACUGCUAUGUAAUCAUUCUUCGACUUUCUGGACUGUGUAGAAUCUAUUAACCUUUUCAUGCUUUGCUGCAUGACUCAGUUGAUUUUACAGAUUGUACACCACAGUAAUCUUUUCAGCUUCAGAGAACAAUCUUGUUAGUGGGAGUUAAAACUCGGCGGAGUCUUCUCCUCAUUAACAAAACCCACUGCAUGAUCCUUACACGAGAGCGAUAAUUAAGAAGUGCCACACUUAUGAAUUUACUGGCCAGGUUUCCAUAAAUCCUGUCACGUUGACAGUAUGAGCAACAGUAACAGUAAAUUUAAAGUAUACAUUUUGAAAGAUAUUGAGACACAUACAUUAUUAGACUUGGAUAGAACAAGUAUUAGAGUUGGAGUCAGUAAUAGGAAGAAACUUUGCUCAGUGAUAAAAGCUCCAAACUUGUUUAUCUGCAAAAUGAGCUCUUGCCGACCCAUGGGAGAAAUUCUUCAAGCUGAACUAAUCCAAAACCAAAUAAGGGGGGGACCGUGGUCCAUGGAGAAACUAGGGGAGGCUGACAAGUAAAUAUAAUCCUGCUGCUAAUUAGAAAAUAAAUUACAGGUUCUCUUGAGAACUAUGAAAACAGUUUGACCCUGACUUUCACAAACAGCCAAACAAGUUAAUUUCCAGGAAGCAAAGGAUGAAGUUAAGUAAUCAACAUUAUACUGGGCCCAAGAGGAUCAUGGUCAAACACGUUAACCAUCAAAAUGGCACCCGGUUCACAGUUACAUUCCUACUGUGCAACAGCUUAAUCAUGUUCUAAAAAGUGCCAAUGUGAAAUUGUGUAAAUGAAAAUUAACCCCACACUUGAACUUCCUGCCUUCCUGCCUCGCUUCCUACAAUCUCUUUCCAUUAUAUACCAUGAGCAGCAUACUCCAGGAAACAGAAAGAUAUAGAGUGACAGCUUGUGAUGCCUUCGCCAUCAUCACUGGCCUCUCUAAUCAUGAGCCCGUGGGUCUUCCACAGGCUGAACAGUUCAAAUCUCCAGAUGAAAACAAACAUCUCCCUCCAGCAGACGCAGCAUCCACCCUAUAAGAAAGAUGAUGAUUGGAUCCAGGUGUGGGAAGAGAUAAGUCCUAUAAAAAUGCACUGGUGUGUGAGGUCAGCUGAGGAGGCCCAACAGCUGUAGAGCAACUGGAGGAAAUGUUAGACCAAAUACAUCAAGAGAAAGAGGAGUGAGAUUAUCUAGUGAUGGAUUUAAUCAUUUUGGGGUACUGUUUGGUAAAGGGGAAAAAAAGGAAGGGAAAAUAUUAGUGGUUUUUGGCCUCGCUGUCCAUCACUUUACAGAAUCUCGGGCUUCGAAAGUGGUUGCACAUGGAAGAAUGCAGGUUUUCGGAGGAGAAUGCUUUGACGGGAGAAUUGGCUUAUUCAUGAGGAGAAGUUAUCAAGGGAGUUUGAAGGACAAGGUAACAAUAAUAGGCUGAGUAAACCAUUAUGUAAGGCUUUGCAUGGGAAAGUAAGCUGUGCUCUCCAAACUUUACUUUGUCUUCUGGGGAACUUCAAAGGAGAUUAAAGAACUUCUGCAAUGUUUGGUUUAAUGCCUUAAGGAAAAGUUUCCAAAGUCUUUAGAAUCAAAUAAAGAGAGUUUCAUCCUGAAUCCAACCGAUGAAAACACAUAGCAAAGAUUCAUUUUUAAUGGAAAGGAAAUGUUUAUCUCAUUGAGCCUCUGUGGGAAUAGUAGCAAUCAUAACAAACGCUGCAUUUUACAGGGAUUUCAUUCAGUGUUAAUAUCACACGUACAGAUUAAUGGAGCUUCAUGUAUUUUUGUUUUAUACCUUUAAAGGAUAAGUUCCACGUUUCGGGAAGUAUGCUUAUUUCUUCAGUUGCAGAAAGUUAGAUGAGAUUAGUGAUACCACUCUUAUAUUUGUAAGGUGAUUAUGAAGCUGCAGUAAACAGUUGGUUAGCUUAGCAUAGCAUAAAGACUGGAAACGGGGGGAAACUGCUUCAUGUUUUCUGUGCAGAUAUGAGAGUGCUAUCGAUCUUCUCACUGAAUUCUUGGGAACAAAGCGAAUGACUGUUAAUGAAACAAUAAGCACAUUAUUACAGUAACAGCUGUUCUGAGGUCUUGCUCGACAGCUGGCAUUUUCAAGGAAAAUUACAUGUUUGUAAUGACUGAAAAGUGAAAAAACAAACUGAAGUUGAUUUCUUUUAAAAACACUUGGCCUGAUUUGGCCUCUCUGUAACACAAUUUCAGUAGGUGCAUGUAAUUCUAACCGGCACUAUUUAACUUCAGGGCAGAAACGACUCUCAAUCCACCAGAAACAACCAACAAUUUAACUCAAGCGUGAACAGAUAAUUCCAUUUUCUCCUCUGUACAGUCCACCUGGUCUCAGGGAGAUCAUCAUAAUUUAUUCAGGAGAUCAUCCUUGAACUUUUCCACCACUUUCUGGAGUAUAAGAAGAGAGUUGUAUAUUUGCCACUGUGCUCCAGUAGAAGAAUUGCAUAUACAAACUCUUGAUAAUCCUCUCUAAGCGCUUAACUAUUGCAUGGUGAUGCCAAUCUCUUUUUUUCUCUGAAUUAAGUUUUAAUGUGUAAAUUGUGUAUUGUAUGAAAUCCACUAUAAUUGUACGAACAAGAAACUGUAAAUAAAUG
Toxotes jaculatrix (banded archerfish) is the source of this 7613-nucleotide messenger RNA. It is a transcript of the gene cilp2, whose product is annotated as cartilage intermediate layer protein 2. The coding region runs from base 87 to 3839 and encodes 1250 amino acids. NCBI's taxonomy places the organism in Eukaryota, Metazoa, Chordata, Actinopteri, Toxotidae. The record is from RefSeq and is a predicted model, not a curated record. The transcript has 10 exons.